AUGACCCUUACUCUUCAGGACGUGGCGAUGCUUCUAGGCUUGCCGUGUGCUGGACGAGCUGUGGGUGCAGAGGACGUGGGACUCUCGUGGCGCGACGACCUUUUGGCUCGGUUCGCCGGGGUUCAACGCAACGAGCUAGCGUUGCCGUACCGACCCUUGCCUGCGAACCACGCACACGGACCGACAAAGAGGUGGCUUCUACAGUUCAGUGCGGACUACAUGAGGGCAGACGCAGACGACUUUACGGUUGCCAGGCACUUCGAGGCGUACUUACUGUGGCUGUUCGGCUGGGUCAUGUUCUGCAGCUCGCAGGGUGACUCGUGCCCCAAACAGCUCAUUCCUUUGGCGAGGUCGAUAGCUGACGCUCCACUUCACGAGAUGCCACAGUUCAGCUGGGGUUCUGCUGUUUUGGCUGCGAGUUACAGGGGUCUUUGCACGGGCGUGACGAAGGUCUCAGCAGAGGAGCCCAUUUUUGUUGGGUGUCCUCUACUGUUACAGCUUUGGUCUUACGAGCGCUUUCGCGUCGGUAGGCCAGAGAUGAACUUCGAGCCGUACGUCCAGCUGUCCGCAGACCACGACGACGUCGACAGACCUACGAUGGCCUUCUUGGGUCGGCGUGCAGACGAGGAAGUCGUACCACGACUUUGUUGGUCAGUUUGA
This is a messenger RNA of Panicum virgatum (switchgrass), 660 nucleotides long. Its product is annotated as protein MAIN-LIKE 2-like. The transcript is spliced from 3 exons. Gene Ontology annotation, biological process: meristem maintenance; meristem development. The record is from RefSeq and is a predicted model, not a curated record. Lineage: Eukaryota; Viridiplantae; Streptophyta; Magnoliopsida; Poales; Poaceae. Bases 1 to 660 code for a protein of 219 amino acids.